AGUUAUGAAAAAUGUUUAGAAACAGACAUUUGUGCAGAAUCAAAAGAACCCUACGCGAAGCUCGAAAAGCACAAGUGUAGGGGCCUUACUACGCAUUGAUUCACUCAGGAUGCUUUAACUAGGUCAGUAAUGGGAGGAAUUGAGCAAGCUCUAUAAGAUUUCUAUGGCUGAUCAAGUCCCAGUAGUUGGGAAAGAGAAGGCGCAUUCUUCUGCUCUUAGUCCAACACUCUUGUGAAAGUAGCUAAACCUCCAAUCCAUCAUGCCUUCGGCCUGGCAUGUGCUUGUGAAAAAAGAUAAAAUCAUCAUUAUAUUAUAUAAUUGUCCUUCAUGAAUAAAAAGCUGUUUGUUUGUUAUUUGGAUCCACUUCACUAAUGUGACCCAUCACCAUGCUCUGACAAGUUCAGGUGGGAUUGGUUAGCACCAAGGAAGCAUCAAAUCAACUCGUUGGGAUGGGAUUCCUUGAGCAAUCACGCUCAUGCAUAGGCCAUAAAAGAUCAAGGGUCCUAUAUUAAUUAUCACGAAACGUGCAAGUCCUUUUAUGGUAUUGGUGUGGGAUCGAAGAGACAUGCCAGUACUUUUUGGGGAAAAAGGAACGAAGCAUUUAUGUGGUUGGAAGAAGGACACGAGACCAAAUGAAGGAACCAAACCGUAUAUGCCAAUGGGCUGGUUUCUCAAGAAAAAUUAGUAUUAGUAUUGUGCCAAGACGCAAGUGAUGAAGGGUAUUCCUUCCUUGCAGUUGCAGUUGCAUUCCUAUAAUUCCAGCUAAACAAUAUACACGAUGGCAAUUGAAGCUCCCACUCAUGUGCUUCUGGUGUCCUUCCCAGUCCAAGGGAACAUUAACCCCUUGCUCAGACUAGGCAAGAGACUCGCUGCCCAGGGUAUGCUUGUCACUUUCUCUACAACAGAAACCAUUGGAAAAGAUAUGCGAAAAGCCAAUGAUAUCACUGACCAAGCCACUCCAGUGGGAGAUGGUUUUAUAAGGUUUGAUUUUUUUGAGGAUGGUUGGGAAGAGGAGGAUCCUAGGCGAAAAGAUCUUGACGAAUACUUGCCUCAGCUUGAGCUUGCUGGAAAGAAUGCACUUCAUCAAAUAAUCAAGAAACAUGCUCAUCAGGAUCGUCCAGUUUCAUGUCUUAUAAACAACCCCUUUGACCCAUGGGUUUGUGAUGUUGCCACCGAACUUGGCAUACCUAAUGCCGUCCUCUGGGUUCAGUCCUGUGCAGUCUUUUCGGCUUAUUAUCACUAUUACCAUAACCUAGUGCCUUUCCCAUCUGAAACCGAGCCCAAGAUUGAUGUUCAACUGCCCUGCAUGCCUCUUUUAAAAUACGAUGAGGUCCCUAACUUCUUGCACCCUUCUAGUCCAUUUCACAUUUUACGGAGGCUCAUCCUACGCCAGUUCAACAACUUAUCAAAACCAUUCUGCAUAUUGAUGGACACGUUCCAGCAGCUCGAGCCCGAGAUCAUUGAUUACAUGUCAAAGCUCUGCAUUAUCAAACCUGUUGGCCCCUUGUUCAAAAACCCAAAAGCAAUGCACACAAGUAUCCGUGGCGACUUUUUGAAAGCUGAUGAUUGCAUUGAGUGGCUCAACUCAAAGCCCCCAGCAUCCGUCGUAUACAUCUCCUUUGGCAGUACCGCCAACAUAGGACAAGCACAAGCGGAUGAGCUUGCAUACGGGCUCUUAAAUUCUGGAACAUCCUUUUUGUGGGUAAUGAAACCACCUCAUAAUGGUGCCCCUUUCAAGUUGCACGUUCUACCCAACGGUUUCAUGGAAAAAGUUGGGAAUAGAGGCAAGGUGAUACAAUGGAGUCUGCAAGAAGAGGUAUUAGCACACCCUUCAGUUGCGUGUUUCAUCACCCACUGUGGCUGGAACUCCUCUGUGGAAGCCCUCACCUUAGGCAUGCCUGUGGUGACAUUUCCUCAAUGGGGUGACCAGGUUACUAAUGCAAAGUUCUUGGUGGAUGUGUUUGGAAUGGGGGUGAGAUUAUCCCGUGGCCAAGCUGAAAACAGAUUGAUCUUGAGAGACGAGGUUGAGAAGUGCUUGCUGGAUGCAAUGGCGGGCCCCAAGGCAGUGGAAAUGAAGUAUAAUGCAUUGAAAUGGAAGAAGGCAGCAAAGGAGGCAGUAGCAGACAGUGGCACAUCCGACCAGAAUGUUAAAGCAUUUGCAGACGAGAUUAGGAAGAGAAGUACAGCUGUGACUUCCAAGUCUACCACUCAAUAACAGGAGACCAAUGUCGAUCCAAGAUGGUUCAUGGAUACAGCACAGGUCUUGUUUGGGCUUUCGAGUGUUAAGGAGAUAUGCGAAGAAUUUGUUUUUGGAAGCAUAUGAAUAAAGUUGCAGCAAGUGUUCUGGGAAUUAUGCCUACUUGUCCACAAACGGAAAUUAGAGUGGGUGUAACAUGUAAAGUAUUGCUAAACAUCCACUUGUGUCCCUUCAAAAUUAAUGUGGUUUUUAAAAUUACUAUUAAA
This is a messenger RNA of Corylus avellana, 2463 nucleotides long. NCBI's taxonomy places the organism in Eukaryota, Viridiplantae, Streptophyta, Magnoliopsida, Fagales, Betulaceae. The record is from RefSeq and is a predicted model, not a curated record.